AUGGAUUUACCAACCGCAUGGAAUAUUGAAUAUAGACGUAAUCUUUUAAGAUUAAAUUCAGACAGGCUUAUAAUGACUUAUACAGAUCUUGGUGGAAUUGAAUACUGUGCUGCAAUUCGAGCAAAUCAUCCUAUUCCUGAGCAAUGUGGAUUAUUUUAUUUUGAAGUUGACAUUAUAAAUAAAGGGGAAAAUGGUAUGUUUGAGAUUGGAAUCGGGUUUUGCACACAAGCAGCAAGCCUAAAUAGAUUGCCCGCUAGUUCGUGGGGUUAUCAUGGAGAUGAUGGAAAAAGGUUUUUUAACGAUACUGUUGGAAAACCAUAUGGAUCAAAAUUUAUGACUGGUGAUACUAUUGGAUGCUGUAUAAAAUUUAGAAAUAAUACGGCAUUUUAUACCAGAAAUGGUGCAUUGCAUUCCGAGAUUUUAAAAAAAGCAUUGUAUCCUUGCGUUGGAUUAAUGUCGCCAGGUGGAUCUGUAGGGGCAAACUUUGGCUAUAGAAAUGAUUAUAUUGAUGAAUUUUUAAAGAAUAAUUGGGCUGAAAUCCUUAAUCCAAAUAAUGAUAAAUUAAUAAGUCAACAGAUUAAUAGAUUUUCGAGAUCAUUAGAAAUUAAAAAAAAUGUAUUAAAAUACCAAGGAAAACUUUAUUUUGUUAUAGGUGAAUAUGAGCAAGCACUUGCAGAUUUGACAAAGUUGCUAGAAUUUGAGACACAAUACAUUUGCAUUAAGAUAUCGAGCAGAAAUUUAUUGUAUGAUUGA
This is a messenger RNA of Funneliformis mosseae, 753 nucleotides long. NCBI's taxonomy places the organism in Eukaryota, Fungi, Glomeromycota, Glomeromycetes, Glomerales, Glomeraceae. The record is from the annotation of a GenBank genome assembly.